Molecule: messenger RNA, 952 nt
Organism: Folsomia candida
Lineage: Eukaryota; Metazoa; Arthropoda; Collembola; Entomobryomorpha; Isotomidae
Product: troponin C, isotype gamma
Exons: 6
Coding region: 129-578 (149 amino acids)
Molecular function (GO): enzyme regulator activity; calcium ion binding
Source: RefSeq, a predicted model, not a curated record
GGGAUUGUAUUUAAUUUCGAGAGAUUCCAUUCCAUCCAAAGUACGCACAGUCAAACUCGUCUUCCCGUCGUCGUCGUCGUCUUUUGUCUUCUUCUCGUUUCUUGCAGCAGCAGCAGCAGCUCAGCGACAUGGCGGAUUUGGACAAGGAACAGAUUGCGAUUUUGAAGAAGGCGUUCGAAACGUUUGCCCAGGGGAAGGACUUCAUCACGCCGGACAUGGUCGCCUCCAUCUUGAGAAUGAUGGGGACCGCCUUCACGGAAGAGACGCUGAAGGAAACCAUCGCUGAGAUCGAUGAGGAUGGUUCUGGACAGAUUGAAUUCGAAGAGUUUACCAUUCUCGCGUCCAAAUUCAUUAUUGAAGAGGAUGACGAAGACGUCCAGAAAGAGUUGAAGGAAGCGUUCCGUCUCUACGAUAAGGAUGGUGCCGGCUACAUCACGACCGCCGUGUUGAAACAGAUUCUUCACGAGAUUGACGACACUCUCACCAAUGAUGACUUGGACGGCAUGAUCACCGAGAUUGAUGAAGAUGGCUCAGGAACCGUCGACUUUGACGAGUUCAUGGAAAUGAUGACGGGUUAAGUUAUUAUUUCUCUACUACUGAAAAAAACGCCAUAAAGAAGACGCCACAUCCACAACAAUCUUCCUCCUGUAGCUGCAAAAUGCAAAUGACCACCGCCGGACCACAUCAUUAAUUUAUUACGUAUAUACAUAAUUCCUACCCGUGUGUAACAUGUACCUCAUCCAUUCCUUAAAACCUAUACUACCUGAAAUUAUGUGAUUAUUAUAUAAAUAGCCAGCCAGCCAUCCAUACCUUUGUCCAUUCCUACCACCCCCAUUCGACUGCUAGUCACCACCCACCCACCACUUCCUCCCUGCCUCACACACUAUUCAGUCAUUUCGAAUAAACAAGUCUCUUUUUUUCGCCACCCUUUCUAAAUACAUACGAAAACCGA